This is a messenger RNA of Pteropus alecto (black flying fox), 1286 nucleotides long. It is a transcript of the gene GRHPR, whose product is annotated as glyoxylate and hydroxypyruvate reductase. Gene Ontology annotation, cellular component: cytosol. The transcript has 9 exons. Gene Ontology annotation, molecular function: hydroxypyruvate reductase (NADH) activity; glyoxylate reductase (NADPH) activity; NAD binding. The coding region runs from base 68 to 1069 and encodes 333 amino acids. The record is from RefSeq and is a predicted model, not a curated record. NCBI's taxonomy places the organism in Eukaryota, Metazoa, Chordata, Mammalia, Chiroptera, Pteropodidae.
CGCCCCCACGUCGCGUCCCGCUUCCGGCCCCAGUGGUCCGGGUCCGUGUCCAGCGGUAGCAGGUCGCAUGGGGCCAGUGCGACUCAUGAAGGUGUUCAUUACCCGCAGGAUCCCCGCCGAGGGCAGGGCCGCCCUCGCGCGAGCCUCAGACUGUGAAGUGGAACAGUGGGACUCAGAUGAGCCCAUCCCCUACAAGGAUCUGGAGCGAGGCCUGACCGGAGCACACGGCCUGCUUUGCCUCCUCUCUGACUGUGUGGACAAGAAGCUCCUGGAUACUGCAGGAGCCAAUCUCAAAGUCAUCAGCACAUUGUCCGUGGGCGUCGACCACUUGGCUUUGGACGAAAUCAAGAAGCGAUGUUUGAUUCAUAGCGGGAUCCGUGUGGGCUACACCCCAGAUGUCCUGACAGACGCCACUGCGGAACUUGCUGUCUCCCUGCUGCUCACCACCUGUCGUCGGCUGCCAGAAGCCAUUGAGGAAGUGAAGAAUGGUGGCUGGACCUCGUGGAAGCCCCUGUGGUUGUGUGGCUAUGGCCUCAAGGAGAGCACCGUUGGCAUCAUUGGGCUGGGGCGCAUAGGCCAGGCCAUUGCUCGGCGUCUGAAACCAUUCGGUGUCCAGAGAUUUCUAUACACAGGGCGCCAGCCCAAGCCUAAGGAAGCAGCAGAAUUCCAGGCAGAGUUUGUGACCACCUCCCAGCUGGCCGCCGAGUCUGAUUUCAUCAUCGUGUCCUGCUCCUUAACGCCUGCAACCAAGGGGCUCUGCAACAGCGCCUUCUUCCAGCAAAUGAAGAAAACAGCCGUGUUUGUCAACAUCAGCAGGGGAGAAGUGGUAAACCAGGAUGACCUGUACCAGGCCUUGACUAGCAGCCAGAUUGCAGCUGCUGGACUGGACGUGACGACCCCAGAACCAUUGCCCACAAACCACCCUCUCCUGACCCUGAAGAACUGUGUGAUCCUGCCCCACAUCGGCAGUGCCACCUAUGGAACCCGAAACACCAUGUCCUUGUUAGCAGCUAACAACUUGCUGGCUGGCCUGAGAGGGGAGCCAAUGCCCAGUGAAUUCAAGCUGUAGCCAGAUGAGACCGCGAGGGCCAGGAAUCAAACUGGCCCAGGGUGCUGUCAGGUGCUGCAGGUGCUUGAUUUGGACCCACAGGACGGGAGCUAAGGAAAAGUUCGACCUCUUCUGAUUCCGUGGAGGGAAGAUUGGUGCUGAUAGAUGUGCUUGCCACUUUUGUGGUUGGAAACAUCUGAGCCAAAAGCAUGUAAUUCUAUUAAAUAAUUCUCUGAGA